Molecule: messenger RNA, 369 nt
Organism: Uloborus diversus
Lineage: Eukaryota; Metazoa; Arthropoda; Arachnida; Araneae; Uloboridae
Exons: 2
Coding region: 1-369 (122 amino acids)
Source: RefSeq, a predicted model, not a curated record
AUGAAAGUUCUUACUAAUACGCAGUUUAAUGCUUUGGUAACGAAAAGGAAAUAUGUAAACUGGACUGCAGAGGACAUUUCAAGAAGUUUAGUGCUGAGAGCUCUGUCUAGAAAAUCUUACGAUUAUUUGAGAAAUAAAGUCGGAAUCCCUCUACCUAGCUCUAGCACUCUGAAGAGAUGGUGCUCUAAAUUUAACUACCUUGCUCAAAUAUUGGAGGAGAAGUUUCCGGAUACAAGUAAAGAUGCCAUUAAGAUUUAUUCCCGGGCUCGCACAUUCAUAAGAAUUCGGCGACUAAAUUCUAAAUUUGAAAGAGAUCGAAAAAAAUCAGAAAAGAAAAUGCAGAAAUGGAUUGAUUCUCAAAAACGAUAA